Messenger RNA from Desarmillaria tabescens, 786 nucleotides. RefSeq lists its product as uncharacterized. The record is from RefSeq and is a predicted model, not a curated record. The transcript is spliced from 4 exons. The coding region runs from base 74 to 517 and encodes 147 amino acids. NCBI's taxonomy places the organism in Eukaryota, Fungi, Basidiomycota, Agaricomycetes, Agaricales, Physalacriaceae.
GUUCGUCAUGCUGAGUUCUGCGUAGAUUUGGUGCGGAACUUCUGCCCUGUGUGAUAUUGUCAUCGCUAUCUGCAUGACUUACUAUCUUAUGCGCUGCGAUACUGGCUUCCGUCAGACCCAGAUUCUGGUCACAAAACUAAUUCGUCUCAUCAUUGAAACUGGAUUUGUGACAGCUGUUGUCGCCCUGCUCAACCUUAUCCUGUUUUUCGUGUUCCCUCAUGAGAGUUUCUACACGACACCCGCCCUGCUCAUGCCCAAUCUGUAUGCUAAUACGGUUUACAUGGUGCUGAAUUCGCGAAUCCGGAUUAUGGGUGGACGGGAUACGUAUACGUCUUCUACUGAUAUGAGCGUCACGACCGCUAUGAUAAGAGAUUUCACAUCUCAAUCAACAGAGAGCACACGGCGAACAGAAGGGAUGCAAGGACAGGCGCCAGUGGUCACGAUAUCUAAAGAGAUAUUCAAGGAUGAUUUUGAAAUGACUCAUAUGCAUAAACUACAGGACACAAGCAUCAUCUAAACCACCUAACAGUCAGAUUACACUGUUGAGCCGACUCCGUGUACGGGAACCUGCCCUAAUUUACUUAUUGUUUUGUCGUAAUAACCACUGAUAGUACUUCGGGAUCUUUGCUACGUUGAGAUCACUACACAAGAUACUUAGUGAAUGUAACUGCGUCGCAACCAUCAUCCUUUGAUUGGUAGGAUCGGAUACUAAUGGGAUUGUAUGGCAGAGAUGAGAAUACGGUGGGCAGUGUAGCGCAUUUCGAGGCUUGUCUCCAAUUUCUAUUU